AGGUAAGAAAAAGUUAUACGUGCACUUCAGUAAGAAAAUCCCCAUAGUUUGAGGGCUGAAAGGAGAAAACAAAUACACGGCUCUGUGCUGCAGGAUCUCUCUCCCUCCCUCUCAGGCCACUCGGCCACUCCCACAGAACCACCUGUCAGUUCCUUACUCGCCCGCCGUUACGGGGAUUCGUGCCCAGCCCGUCGAACAAACUUCCUGGCGAAGUUCCCCCGGCAGUAGAGCUCAUUCAAACUCCACUGGUCACUACGCCCACGCCAACCACACAGACACAGUUGCGGGUUGGGCAUUUCUCGCUUCCUUUCCUUAGCCGGAGAAAUGGCAGCAACUGUCGCCGGCCGGAGACCCGAAGGUUGUUUGCUAUUCGAGCCUUCCGCCCCACAUUUCUCGAAACAGAUUCUCCGUCAAACUCUCCAUACCAACAGGCUUUUGAUUCCCAGAAGUUUCGCAAGGAAGCACGGCAGGGAGCUGUCGGGCCGCGCGACGAUCCAAGUUCCGGGCCCGAUGACCUGGAAAGUGGAGGUUUCUAGGGCAGACAGCGAAGGCAGGCUCUGGUUCCAGAAUGAAGGUUUUAAAAGGUUUCGGGAGUUCUAUUCCUUGACGCCUGGCUACUCUGUGGUUUUCCGAUACAACGGAGGAGGAGGAGAAAAUGUUUCUCUCUUCUCCGUCCUCAUCUUUGAUCCCACUGGAUCCGAGAUUCAGUACCCUGUCAUCAUACAUCCUCCCACUGCUGCUGCUGCUGCUGCUGUUGGUGAAGAUCCUCGGAAGAAAUUCCCAAAACCCACAAGGGAUUCCGAGGGAUUUUCUUCAGAUGGGUGGUCUCCUGCAAACCAAAGGAAGAGAAGAAGCAGGUCGCCAUUGCCGGUGAACAGUUACUCGCCUCCUCCGCCUCGAAAGAGGGUGAUGGCAGGCGAUUCAGCGAGGAACGAUGGUGCAAUCGGUAGACUGCCAGAAUCUGAGAGACGGGCUCUUCCUGAUUCCAGGAGCAGAGGACGUAAUGGCUGUGGGAAGCAGCUCUAUGGCGAUGAGUUGGCUGAGGAGAAGAAGCCCACUUGUAGAAGGGCUCCAAGUGGACAGACUGAGACUGCUAGCAGAGGACGAGAAUCAGAGAGAAGUGUUCUUCAUAGUUCCAGGAACAAAGUUGGCAGUAAGGUCGAGCAGUUGGGUGAAGAGGAAGUGGCAGUCGCAUUCACCUCCAGCAAACCAUGUUUCCAAGUGAAGUUAGGAAAGCGGCCGGUGUGUUCCCAUAUCACGAUACCAUCGAGCUUUUCAGCGCUGUACUUCAAGAAGGAUCCUGUGUUUCUGAAGCUAAAGGUGGGAGCUAGAUCGUGGGGCGUUAAGGCUACGAAACGUUAUCGUGCUUCGUAUAGGAUCUUCGGUGGCUGGUCGGACUUUGCGAGGGACAACUCUCUUCAGGAAGGUGAAGUCUGUUGCUUUGAGCUGAUUCAGAAGGAGGGUCUUGUGCUCGAAGUGUCUGUCUGCAAUACACUCCUGCUCCACAAGAAGUAACCUGAUCUAGGAAAGGACGACUAGUAGCCGCGACUAUUUUGGUGGCUGAAGAACACUCUUGACUGCUUUGUAGAGACCCUUUUACCAAAUAGCCACUUGUUUACUCGUUUUUAGGGGGGGAAUUUUGUGGUUCAGUAGUGACAUUAUCUACUGCUGCUGUUAAGGGACCUAGGGCUAACCUUUUUUGCUGCUUUGGCACUGUAACUAGAAUAGUAUGUUUAGUAGUAUGUUUAGUGCCUCUCUUCGGUGUUUUUUCGGGUACAUGCUAGGAAGGAUUAGGAUUAGCAGAAUCAACAGAAGUUCAGAACUCGAUCUGUAUUUGCUUAAACCCUGGAUGAAGGAAUCAGUGUGUAAAUUCACUUUCAUCCUUCCUUUCGUCAUAUGCAACGUCGAGUAGUUCUCUACACAUAUUUUCC
Messenger RNA from Linum tenue, 1931 nucleotides. The record is from the annotation of a GenBank genome assembly. NCBI's taxonomy places the organism in Eukaryota, Viridiplantae, Streptophyta, Magnoliopsida, Malpighiales, Linaceae.